Messenger RNA from Eruca vesicaria subsp. sativa (arugula), 345 nucleotides. NCBI's taxonomy places the organism in Eukaryota, Viridiplantae, Streptophyta, Magnoliopsida, Brassicales, Brassicaceae. The record is from the annotation of a GenBank genome assembly.
AUGGAGUCUAAAGCAUGCACUCUCUUGUUCAUUCCACUAAUUCUUACAUGUAUGAGAUCAGUGAGCAUACCUAAAGCCGAAGCAAACUACGUAAGGUACCAUAGCUGCAAUACUGUAAAAGACUGCAUUAAAGAUAUAGAUUGUCUGAUUGCACCGGUUCAAUGUUUAGACUCACGGUGUACAUGUAUUCUAAGUUCAACACUCUCAAGCAGAAAAAACUUUAACCUUAAACCAGCAGAGACGCCAUUAGGGUGCAAGAAAGCAAGUGAUUGUGAAGAUAAGCUCAUUUGCGUUUCCGGAAAGUUUGUCUGUGAAAAUUCACAAUGUCACUGCUUAGAUGGUUAG